Porites lobata is the source of this 7117-nucleotide messenger RNA. Lineage: Eukaryota; Metazoa; Cnidaria; Anthozoa; Scleractinia; Poritidae. The record is from the annotation of a GenBank genome assembly.
AUGGCGGACAAACAUACAAUCUCGGUGAUCGGUCUGCUCAAAGAUGUGGAAUUUCACAUAAUCAAAGGGGCUGCUGAGGUAAUAUUAACAUUUAACGUAAACGUGGUGUUCUAAAUGGAAAGGAAAAGUAGUUUUUGAAUACCUUUUUCUGACUGAUGUGUAUUAUAUCAGAAAAUUUGUCAGAAAGAUGCCGAGGUUUUUACCGAUCCCUACGUACUUGGUUUGCUAGAGUGCGAGUGGGAUGCCUUUAUUCGGGAGAAAAAGAAGGUAGGCAUCUUCAUAUUUUUUGCCCCGUUGAAACUUUAAACUAACUUGGUAAAAAAGAUAAAGUUUUAGGCGUCUGGGCGCUUGUAGAAUAUAAGCUUUAGCUAUACAUCAUUUUUUUUUAAUCAUAACUGUCAUAACUGCUCAAGCUUUAUGUAAUUGUUUUUAUUUUUUAACCGGUUGAUGGUGGAGCAUUAGAGAAAUUAACAUCAACAAAUCUUGAUCCUUAAAAAAGACUGUUUAAAUGGGAAAGAAAAGGUUUCAUGCAAUCCAAAUUCUCGUGAGACGUCUGCCAAGAAAAACAUUGUUUAAAAUUUAUUUUGUCUAUAAAUUUCGUUUUAGCUUUUUUAGGACUAAGGGACCUCAUUGUUAUUUUGGCUUGUAGUAAAAUCCCUACAGUUCAGCUGCUUACAAUUUAUUGCCUCAAAGUACAUAUUAUAGUACAGUAAUUUACCGCUGAGUACUGUAUGUAAAGUUUAAUUCACCAAAAUAUAUUCUUUUUUGUACUGUUUGUCAGGAAAUAAGAAGAGAAGUAUGGGGUUUCAAGGAAAAUGUUAUUACUUUUCUGGAUGAUGAGCUGAUUGGUGGUCAUGAGGAAUUUUUAAAAUGGGCAUCAGAGAAUUAUGCAUACAGAGACUUCAGGUCUGAUCCCAGUGUUAUUGAUCAGAUUCAUUUGUGAGCUUUAAUAACAACCUGUUUUAAUUAGUUAGUCCAUUUUAUUAGAUGAUAAAAUGUAAAUUUCUUUGUAGUACAUAACAAUAAUACAGGAUAACAAUAAGCUACUAUUCCAAAGUCACAGAGCAAAGAACUUGGCAUGACAAAAGUUUAUUGUCGUAAAGCAGGCAACUUGGAAAUUAGAUUUUUUAUUCCAUGGAGGCAAGGGUAAAUCAGACUUACCAAAGCUAUAGAUUGAGCAACUGGUAUCUGGUGGCAACUACUGACACAACUGUGCCAUUUACAUAAGAACAAAAUAAUAAGAUGCAUCUUAAUUUUUGAAGUUUAAUGCAGCUGCUGUUGAUUGAAAAUGAUAAACUGAGAUGGCUGUGCAAAAGAAACAGAUGCCUUCCAGGUUAAUUAUUCCCCUAUUCCUUCAUUCUACGUCACAACCCCCUUCCCCCUCCUAGCUCCCUUACAAACGCCUGCCACGUACAUGUCAUGCCAAAAUAAUAUUUGUAUCUGCUUAAUAACUAUUACCCCCUUCCCUGGCCCCCGACCCACCCCCCAAAAAAAAAAAGUUGAAAUUUCACUGAAAAGCAAGAAUUAGGCUAGAACAUAAAUUUCUAGUCAGUCAGACAGAGACUGAUUCAUCCUCUUUCCUAGGCAUGAUGAACUGUCAUUGUGCACCCUGGGAAUGAAAAUAAACAUAUCAUAAAACACAAAGCUUGGCAUAACAGUGCAUUUAUUUACAAUGCAUGCUUGUUAUUUUUACAAAAAAUAAUUUGCUUUUUUAGGCCUCUUCCACUAUGGCAUGCUGUAAGGAAUGAAGCAUACAAGAACUACCUCCUAGAAACAAAGGUACUUCAAAGUCUUUGCUAUACAGGCCGAGCAUGUCCCUAGUUCUGCAUCAUACAUCAGUUUCUACAUUUAUUUACCAUAGGUUCACCAGUUGCCGCCCAAGACACUGCAUCAGUUACUUAGGGCCCUUACCAUUCCUUCUCUCCACAAGAGACAGCCCACAAUACUGGGAACUAUAAGUCCCCUACUCUUUAAGAACAGGGUGUGGGUUCUUUAACAUUCCAACAGAAUUUUUAUACGUGCAAGGCUAAUGUGAGAUGGGGCCUUUGGUUUAUCGUCCUUACAAUGUAUCUAAGAAGACUAGAUCUAAGGCCUAACAGUUUGCAGAAUACAGAGGCAGCACUUUCUCCUCCUAUCUUUUAUUUAAGACCUUAAGUGUUGGUCUGGCCAGGGUUUGAACUAGUGGCUUCUCUCUCGGCUGACCGGCACUUAUAUCCAAUUCAGCUAACUACGCAGCAGACCUUGUGACAAUUGAAUUAAACCAAAGAGGGUUUUCAUUGAGUUUCCAAAUUCUGUUCAAAAAGACAUUUUGAGAGUGAAUAGUUUAUGGACAAAUGAUUCAGUCUUUCAUGUGAUGCAAAUCCUAAUACCAUCAACUGCACCCUUGGCUACACGUAAAAGCUGAGAGUAAGGACUUCCUCCCUGCCAGAUAUGAAAAGCGUUAAAGACACUCUGGAGUUGUGGCACAAAAAAGGGUGAAAAGUGCUAGGAUCAAUUUAGCUGUCUACCCCUCCCCUAAGCCAUCAUUUUGUUCUAAGUGAGAAGUAAUAGGGGAGGGGUAGGUGGGCAGUUUCCCAGAAACCUAAAUUGGUCCAAGUGCUAUUCUUUAUUUAACAGGAUGACACAAUCUCAGCAUGAAGAAAAGUGUAAUAGUAGGAAUAUAAGAUUGAAGCUAUAAAUGUCAUGUAUGUAACAUACCAAAAAAUUAAAAUAAUUGAUAAAAACUGAGAAAAAAAAGGUGCAAGCAUGAAUUCAGCCUGUUGUCUCUAAAAUUUCCCCAACCAGCUAGACUGAUCAUACUGUGCAGACAGAAUAAUAACUUUUCGCUUGAAUUUAUUUUCUUUGUCACAUUUAACACCAGAAAAAGAUAUAAUGUUCUUCCAACAAUCUCCACCUGUAUUCUCUGAUAUUUGUUUGUUUGUUUGUUUGUUUGUCAUUUCAGCAUCAGUUUGUGUACCUGGAUGUAGCAGUGAACCAGGAACAGAUUGGAAGAUUGUUGAUAGAGGUAAAUCAAUACCACAAAAUAGUUUAUUCAUUAAUUUUCAAUGCUAAUGUACAGGGUUUGUAUGGGUCAUGGAAAACCUGGAAAGUCGUGGAAUUUAAUUACUGCUGGUGAACACUGGAGUUUGUGGUAAGGUAAAAAAAUACCCUAAAACAAUGAAAGUUUUUUAAAUAUUUGAAUGUGAUAUAGCUAAACUUGCAAAAUUCUUGGAAAAAGUCAUGGAAAGUCAUGAAAUUUGAGGAGAUCAAAAGAGUUUGAACCGGAUCUAAUACCUUGUAAUCGUUUUGGUUAAGUUUUGUCUAAAUCAUGCUUGUGACAAAAGACAACACUUGCAUUGAGGUUAAAUAUAAAAUGAUAAAAAAAUCAGUGUCCUUAAUUAAAUCCAAUGCUUAAAUCUUUUUCAGCUCUUUUCAGACAGAUUACCAAGGACAUGUCAGAAUUUCCAAGAGCUUUGUUUAGGGAAUUUUAGUGAAAGAGAAAGACAUGAUCCUCCUUUGAAGCUGUGGUUCAAGAACUCUAUAUUUCACAGGAUUGUUCCUAAUGGAUGGAUACAGGGUGGAGGUACGUACUGUAACCAGUGAUUUUUUUGCCUCUGCAUCCUGCGUCCUUGAUGCACAAAAGCUCCAAAGACACACAAAAGUUCAUAGCAUGGGUCCCGUAGGACACAAAGAUUGAUCGAUCAAUUGAUCUGAAGAUGUUUUUGUAGAAUAUAUUGUUCCUGUGAUUUCUGUGGCCAUUCUUGUGGUUGUUGUUUAAAAACGCACAUUUCUUUGAGUGUUGGUUGUGCUUUACAACAGAAUCUCUUUUAUUUGUCUGGGCACAUAAAGGCCCGAGCAUUUCCAAUUGUGGAUUCGUUGUUUCUUUAACUGGGACUCAUUGCUUCUGGACUAGGACUCAUGAUUUGUUCACAAGAUGAGUCCCAGGACUCACCAUAACUAUUUGUAACAAAAUCACUGUGUAACUGUAACUUGUAGUAAAUAAACACAUGAUAGGAUGGAUUGUACUUUCAGUCCUUGCAGCAGCCAUGACUAACCUCCCCUGCAACCCCUGGCAGGGGAGUGGGGGUACUCAAGGGAAGUUUGCGUAGAGGUGUGCUGGCAAGGCCUUUAAACCCUGACCUUGUUUAAGACAAAAAAAUUGCUCAUUUUGCUACCCUGUUAAGACGAGGAGUCACCCCAGAUUUGUUUUGUUUUACAUACAUGUGUAUCAGCGUGCAAAGAAAGUUAAGUGUCUGAUAGCCCAGGGCUAGUGGAUUUCGCUAUCGGGCUAGUGAAUUCUGUUCUUAACUUGCCCAAUGGGCAAGUGAAGUUUUUUGAGAAAAUCAAAUUACAGAAGAACUGUGAAAUCAAUUCCUGCUCAUCAGAAUGUUUUGGGGGCUGGUUGAAAUGACGUUUGGGCUAGUAUAUGCUAGCUUCGGCUUGCCCGAAUGGCAAGUUUUAAAAAUGACUUUCUUUGCACCCUGUGUUUAGAAUUAUUUAAGUGGUUUUUCAACUAGCAUCAUGGAAUAAGAUUUUUUACAAAAACAAAAUUGUUGGGUAUCUCAAAAUAUCGCCAACUUUCACACUCUUUUCAAGAAAUUCCAGUCCAAAAAGACACCCUGUUUGUUCAAGACGCCAACUGCAUACUCUGUUGAAGACUCAAAGACCCUGAAAACUAUACCCUGUUCGGCGGCACCUGCCCGUUUAAACCGUUUAGACCAGUAAAAUAAGGAAGUACUCCCAAGGAGUAACCACCCAAAAUGUACUGACAGCGGAGAAUGACUCUAAACAAAGUAGGCGACCUAAAAAUGAAUUCAUUUCAAUAAACAAAGUAUGCCACAUGUUGCUUACAAAAAGUUAUUUCAGACUGGUAAUUAGAGUUUACUUUUUUUCAAGAAUUUUGAUUAUGGGGGACAACGUUUGCGCAGCUGCCAAAUUUUCAAGGGAUAAAUUGUUCGGAAGCGCGAGAAUAUCUCCCCAUUCUUUUGACCCAUCUUUGUGAAGAGCACCUGUUUCUGUGUAAGGUAGCAUCUAGCCUGAGUAGCAAGCGUUUCCGCGCGUUUUUAUUGAAAAAGUUGUAACGAGAGCGAAAAUAAGGGUUGAUGAAGGAAUGGGAGGAGAAAAGAAACCUCUUCUGCCCUCACACUCCCCCCUUUUCCAUUUUUCUUUCGCACUUUCUCUCCAACUUUUGCGCAAUAACUCCAGCGGAAACCCGUAGCUAAGUGGUACUCAGAGUAUAAAGCUGUGUGGGACACUAAACUGAAGUCGUUUGAACUGAAUAUAGUUGUGUUUGGUGUUCGCAGAUAUUGAAGGUGGAAAAGGCACUGGUGGAGAGUCGAUUUUUGGUUCCUUCUUUGAAGGUAUAAUGCUUCAAAAAACACUUUUUAAAUUCAUGAGUACCUCAAAAAGUCAGGCUCGGCCAUGGGUGUCGGGUAUUCGGGUAUAUGGGUAUCCUACUUUAGUAAACUCCACCUAGUGGUCUAUUAUCAAUGCUGCGUUCUGACUGGUUGAGCUACUACGAGGCUAUAUGUUGGUGCCUACCCUACUCGCAGUCAGAAGGUAUCGAUCGGUUUUUCUGUUAGUUUGUUUUUAAUUGUAUUUCGAUUUUUACAGUUUUAUGCUAUUUUUUAAAAUUUUUCAAGCAAUUUGUUAAUGUUGGUUUGUCUUUCUACUUUGUUACAUGUAAAUUGAGACAGUUUUGUCCACAUGCAACCCAGUGCAACUUAACUGCGAUGAGAAGUGCAGCCAAAUUGUUUUCGUUUUUUUUUAAAGAACCAUCCACUAUACUGUAGUUCUUUAGAGUUCAUCUUUUCUUCCAUCUCAGAUGAAGACUUUUCCAUUGCGCAUGACAAGAGAGGGAUCGUUGGUAUGGCUAACAGGGGCCGACAUACAAAUGGCUCUCAAUUUUUUAUCACGCUACAGCCCGCACCAUGGAUGGACACCAAAUAUGUUGCCUUUGGGUAAGUUACAUGACACAUACAACAAACAAAAUGAAUAAAAGACCCGUAAAGCCGGUCAGCGGACAGGAAAGAUGGCCGCUUGCUUUUUACAGUAGAAACUCUAUAAGAGUGUUUUCACUCACGUGGCCAGCAUAUAUGCAAAUUUAUUGGAACAAAAGAAAGCCUUUGCAUAAGAAAAGAGUUCAACUCCCAGAGGACUGGUUUGGGACACCAACAUGGCCGCCGCUUCAUUGUUUUGGGACACCAAUAUGGCCGCCGUGACGUCAUGUGAAAACACUCCAUAACGAACCUCUUUCGUCGGUAUAACGAACUACUUUUUUAGCCCCAGUAAUGGCAAAGUAUAUGUAAAAGAACCUCGAUAUAACGAAGCCUCGUUAUAGUGAACAGAUUUUGCCAGCCUCUUGGCACUUCAUUAUAUUCAUUUGAGGUUCCAAUGUAGCUCCGUCCCUGCAGGAACCACCUAUCCAAUUAAUUGAGAAUCCUCCUUAUUUUUUCAACUAUAAGGGCAAGUUAUUACGUUUAAUAUUUUUGCCUCUUUUCUCUUGAUUUCGUAAUUUUUUUCCCUGUAAACUUGUUUAUUCUGUGGAUCGAUGUGGAGGAAUAAAUAUACUACUACUCUGUAACAUACAUGGACUCCCUCAAACCUUUACGCAGUUAUUUUUUAUUCUCUCUCUCUUUCUAUCUCGGAGAUAUUGGCUUUUACAGCUACGCUAUUAAUCCGAGGUUUAAAUAAAGGUGAUGCUUUGUUAUAUAACGUUACAUGUAUUUCUAUUGUUUAUUUACUUACUUUUUUAUUUUGCAGGCAAGUUAUAGAAGGUGCUCGAGUUCUCGACAUUCUCGAAGCGCAGGAAACUUUUAACGAAAGACCGAAAUCUCCCUGCGUCAUCGUAGACUGUGGUGUGUUUAACGUGGAGGCGCUCUGGAACACUUCCAGAUAAUAACUGGUUUCAGUAUGAAUGUAAACAGAUAACACAGAGUUAAAAAAUACCUCAAUCAUUUAUUGAUUUUCUUAGAAAUCGUUACUCGUUAAGUUAAUUCUGUUUCAGACUUUGUUUGCUCUCUUACAGUAAUUUCUGGUAGAAGAACUUCAACGAGUCAUUUAUGCCUUUCUGGGCAUACUGCAGUAGUUAUCCUGUGUAGCCGACCAUAAUUAAUUUAGAUUAAAACACAAGUGGUUU